Messenger RNA from Thecamonas trahens ATCC 50062, 7016 nucleotides. RefSeq names its product adenylate/guanylate cyclase. The record is from RefSeq and is a predicted model, not a curated record. Gene Ontology annotation, biological process: cyclic nucleotide biosynthetic process; intracellular signal transduction. The coding region runs from base 1 to 6984 and encodes 2327 amino acids. Gene Ontology annotation, molecular function: adenylate cyclase activity. The transcript is spliced from 2 exons. NCBI's taxonomy places the organism in Eukaryota, Apusomonadida, Apusomonadidae. Gene Ontology annotation, cellular component: cytoplasm.
AUGGACAUGCUGCGGGUGGUGCUCGAUCGUCAUCUCGAGGCCGAGUUUGAUCGUGUGUGGCCGCUGAGGCCCACCGUCGCGGUCAUCGACGCCACGGUUACCGAUCUGCCGCCGCCUGUUGCCCAAGCAUUGCCUGUUUUGGGCUUACCUGGUGCAGCGAGUAGGAGUGGAGGAGGCUCGGAAGGCGUGUGUGGCGAAGAUGCUGAUGAUACUCGCGGGCAGGUCGCCGGCUACGCUCCAGGGUGCAGCGAGAUGGCGUCGACGUCGAGCGAGUCCGGCUAUGCUACAGCCCACACCAUCUCUCCGCAGCCAACGGAGGCGACAGCGUAUCCAGGCGUGUUUGAGGGUGGGAGCGAGGACGAGGACAUGAUCAUCACGUUUUCGGACUCGUUCUUUGACGAGUGCUCCGACCUCGAGCUCGACUCGGACGUUGACGACGAGCUUCUUGAAAGAGGCGGGGUCGAGAGCAGGAGCGACGGCGGCCCCAAGCUCGACGAGCUCGCGUCAGACUCGGAUACCGGCCUGGACGUGCGGAUGGCGGUGUACGCGUCCAACUCGUGGACGACGCAGUACUACGAUAGCACGACGCGGAUCGCGGCGUUGCGGGCCAAGUUUGCGCCGUACUCGACUGAGAAGAGUCACCAUUUUGUCUCGGCGUUUGGCGUUGUCUAUGACGACGACGUGGCACUGGGUGAACUCCCACCCAACGUUGAGGUCCUCACGGUACUCUCGACCGAAGCGCUCGAGGCACACACAGCGCUCGACACUGCGAUUGAUUCGCUGCUGACCAUGCCUGCGCGGCCGCAUCUGUCCGACUACGAGGCGGCUCGCGUAAACCGCGGGCGGACGGUGCUGCAGCGGCUGCGGUUCCACGAGGACGUGCGCGACGUGGUGGCGCCGCCGCUCCCGCUCUCGCCGCGGGUUGUCAAGGUGCCGAAGCUCCCGUCCGAGAUCAAGGUUCUGCACAAGCUGCAGCGCGCGUCAUCGACCAAGACACUCGGCGCGAGCAGUGGGUCCAGGCUCAACUCAUCGGGCGCGGGCCACAAGCUCGGCUCUGCGGUCAUUGCGCGGACACUGUCGUCAUACCUGCCGCUGAUGGUGGUGGAACGGUGCGCCCAGCAAGUGGGCUCAAAGUGGCAUGCUGAGGCCAUGCAUCCGCCGUUCUACGGUACGGUGGUCAUGUGCGACAUCUCGGGUUUUACCGCGCUCACCGAGCAGCUGGCAUCGUGCCGCGACGGAGCGGAGCAGCUUGUGGCGCUGCUCAACAACUACUUUGGUGGGCUCAUCUCGCUUGUGCGCAACCACGGCGGCGACGUAGUCAAGUUUGCGGGCGACGCGCUGCUUGCGGUUUGGGCAUCCCCCAGUGGCGCCGACGGCGCGGCUACGUGUGCACUGCGGGCAGCCCAGUGCGCGCUGGAGAUUCUGACGCGGAUGAACUCGAACGACGACCCGACCCGGCCGCGGCUGCACAUUGCGCUGGCGUCGGACUCGCAGUUGACGAUGCUACAGCUUGGCGGGCGCGGGAACAAGUGGGAGUUUGUGCUUGUUGGCUCGUCGCUCGGCCUGCUGGAGGAGGCGCUGACGGCGGCGUCGCCAGACAAGGCUGUUCUCACCCACGCCACGUGGGAGCUUGUGCGGUCGCGGGUCGAGGGCGUGCCGCUGAGCGAAGGUGUGGAGUUGCGUGGCAUUGUGCGGCCGAUCGACUCGGCGCCGCUGGAGGACCCAGACCUUGUGGGAGCGUCGGGGGUGGACAUGGCGCUGCGGAUGUUCAUUCCGCGAGUCAUCCAGCGAAACACUGGGCGCGACGUGUUUGACCGGCAGGGCAAAUGGGUUGCGGAGCUCCGCAAGGCCACGGUUCUGUUUGUCUCUGUGGGCGGCCUGGAUCUUGAUGCGCCACCCGAGGCGCUUAUUCCAACCAUGGACGCAGUGGUGCUUGCCAUCCAGGCUGCAGUCUUCAAGUACGGUGGUAUUGUCAACAAGUUUCUGGUUGAUGACAAGGGGUUUGUCUGUCUCGCCGGCUUUGGCCUCCCGCCAAUGUCGCACGAGGACGACGCGCUGCGCGGGAUUCUGGCUGGGGCUAUGGCGCAGGACUCGCUAUCGCAGCUCGGGCUCGCACCGUCGAUCGGCAUCACGACCGGAGUGGCGUUCUGCGGGGUGGUGGGCGGCGAGCUCCGGCGUGAGUACACCAUGAUGGGCGACAUGGUGAACACAGCUGCGCGGCUGAUGAAGGCCUUCCCGGGCUCACCGGUGGUGUGCGACCAGGCGACGGUCCGGGCAGCAUCGCUCCUCGACCACUCGCUGCAGUUCACCUCACUCGGCGAGAAGAUGAUGAAGGGCAAGGCACUGCCUGUCGCCGCCUUUGCACCGAUGCUCUCGUCGGAUGCAGAGCACACGGGACGAGCACUGAAGCGUGGCGAGUCAAUGCUCGAGCUCAACGUCGAGGUUGUGGGCCGGCAGCGGGUGCUGCAACGGAUGAUGCGCAUGACGGCUGGCGACGGCGGGGCGUCGACGGCGGCGGCGCUGCUCAUGCUAGAGGGAGGGGCCGGGAUCGGGAAGUCACGGCUGCUGGAAGAAGCUGUGGCCAACGGCGCCAAGAACAAGCUGCAGGUCUUUGAUGUCUGCGGCGAUCCGCACAAGCGGAAGGUUCCGUUCUUUCCGUGGAUCGCCAUGCUCGAGCGACUGUUGGGCAUUGCGGACGUCGAGUACGCACGCGAGGACGCGGCGCGGGCGGCGCUGGCACGAGCAACGUCGGACACAUCCAUGAUUGACUCGCUCUGGUUGCUCAAUCCUGUGCUCGGCCUUGACCUUGCCCGCAAGCGGCUGGUCUCGGUCGGUGACGAGUCGGACUCGUGCGAGUACGAGUACGAUUACACCUACACCUACACCGACGAGGUCACGGCCAGAUGCUGUAACGGAGGCUCGUCGGCCAGCAGCUGCUCCGGCGGAGGCGCAUGCUCGGGAGCUGGUUCGGCUAGCAGCUCGGCGGCGUCGUCGAGCAGCUCAGCGCAGCCCCGCUCGAUCAAGAAACGGCGGUCGCUGCUGACCUCGUUGCGGUCCAAGGUGAGGCGGAAGGGCAAGGGAAAGGGAAAGGGAAAGGGCAAGGAGAAGGCCGAUGGAGUGGGCGAAGGCGGGAGCAAGCAUAUUCGCAAGCGGGUCCGCAAGCGGAUUCGCAAGCGAGUCCGCAAGAGUGGCGGCGGCAAGCGGCGGAAGGUCGGCAAGGCUAGGGCCAAAGCCAAGGCCAAGGCCAAGGAUCGGAGCCGAACGACGUCGCUCUCGGUGCCCAAGGCGCGAAGCAAGGCGGCGAUGAAGCAGCGGGAGUGUGCAGCCAAGGGCAAGAUAUCGCGGCCGUCGUCUGCGGACCUUAACGCGUACAUAUGCAAGGUUGUGGCAACGCUGGCGCAGUUUGACGAGCGCAAGAGCCUCAUUGCGGUGGACGAUGUGCACUUGUUUGACGCCGGCUCGCGGUCGCUGCUCCUGGCGAUGGUGGAGGCGUACGGGCAAAAAGGGAGCUCAGCCAGGGUGGUGUUUAUGAUCUCGUCGCGACCGUACACUGCGCAUGUGCCGAGCUUCUAUCAGACACUGGUGGGCCACACAGCACCUGGGUACCACCUGGUUCUCCCGCCGCUUGAGAAGGAGCAUGUUCGGCAACUUGUUGGCCUGCGGCUCAACGUGCGGCAGGUGGACGAGGCAGUGGCCGAGUUUGUGGCGGAGAAGUCUGGCGGAAACCCGUUCUUUGCGCAGGAGGUUGCGACGGCGCUCGCCGAGUCGGAUGCGGUGCGUGUGGACAUGGGCGCGUCGUCGGUAGUUGCGACGCGGGCGCUGAACGAGGUAGAUGUUCCGCUCUCGCUGGCGGGGAUCAUCACGGCGCGGAUCGACCGGCUUGCUCCGUCUCAGGCACUGACGCUCAAGGUUGCGGCUGUGUUUGGCAAAGAGUUUGACGCCUUUGGCCUGCUUGCGGUCCUGCCGCGGACCGGGCGGCGAAAGCGCGGCGAAGCUGCGGCGGCGGUGCGGUCUGCGCGAGUCUCGCGAGCAGCGUCGUUCAUCAUGGGAGCGGCGGGCGAGGUCGAGUCGUCGGCGGACGAGGAGGCCAAGGUCCGCGAGACGCUUGCAGACGAUCUUGUGGCGCUCAUGCGGCUGGAGUUUAUCUCGCUCCGACCGUCGCCCGAGUACGAUGCGUCGUCGUUUGUGGAGACGCUGAAGAGCGGCGACACUGUGGCUGCGAUUGCGCAAGAGGUCGCAUACGAGCUGAUGCUGUACAAGUUCCGCAAGACGAUCCAUCUCCAGAUCGCAGCGUGGUACAAGUCGUGCGGAGUCUCGGGCCCGUCGGUGGACUACCACAUCCGGCGCGGCGAGGGUAUGACCUCGCAGAGCAUUGCCAGCCUAGCGGCGACAGGUGAGUCUGCAGCAAGUAGAGGUGAGGUGCUGCCGAAGAGCGGGGCGUCUGGCGGGCUGGGUGAGCUCUCUCACGCGUCGUUUACGUCGUCUUCAUCAUCAUCAUCGUCGUCGUCGUCAUCGGGCGACGACGGUGCAAUCUCCGAGGGCGUGAUGUCUGGGUGGGACGCACGGCAGCUGUACGGGUUUGAGUCUGAGUUUGACAUGUCGGACAGUGGGUGGAUGUCGGACGGAGGCGAGGCCGAGACCGAGGCGGCGCGGUCGUCGGAGACGAGCGAGGGAGGCGGGCAGAGCCGGGUACAGUCGCGGUCGCUGGAGGCAAAGGAGCCCGAGUGGCUAAUUGUGCGGCUGUACGCGGGCGCGGGCGAGCGGACCAAGACGCUGCGGGUGAACGUGAAUCUGGGGGCGGAGGAAGUGCUUGCAGCGAUUUGGGCGAGCCACUCUACGUUCCUGGAGUCGAACAAGGUGAAGGGCGGCGACGCGUCUGAGUUUGCGCUCAAGGUUCGCGGGCUGUGUGACUACUUGUCUGCGAUUGAGGGCCCAAUCAUCAGCUCGCUGUACCUGCAGCGGUGCCUGCGGUCGCGCAAGCUUCCGGAGCUUGUGAUCGAGGCUAAGAGGCAGGCGCUGGCGCCUGUGUCGCAGGCGCACAGUGCGGAGCGGCGAAGAGCGCUGGCGGAGCCAAUGCUUGCGGCGCCGGCGGAAGAAGGCGGAGCCGAAGUGGGCCGCGGGGCGGAGGUCGUCUCGUCGCUGGAACUUGGCGAGGCGAAGCUUGGGCUGACGCUCCUUGCACUCGAUCCCGAGUCGCCAAGUGUGACCGGGUGGCUUGUGCGCGGCAGCGACCAUCUUGCGCCUCUCGGCAGCGUGGAGCGGACGUUUACGCUUGCGGUGAGCGAGCUUCCGCGUGAAGCUGCUGUGGAGGUUGCUGUGGGAGAGGGGAGCGCGCGGAUCUCGCUGUUUGACGAAGAUGGGCUGCUGCUGCUGGGCCGGCACACGGUGUAUGUGGCGUCGCGGGAUGGGAGCGCGCGCUGGUUCCCGGUGGUAGUGGAGGUUGGGGUGGAGCCAGGCCUUGCGACCGGCGUUGCGGUGCGGUACCCACGGGUGCAAGAGGCGUUCCUGUUUGAGACGCGCGGGCAUCUCAAGCCGCCGUCUGAACUUGCAUGGAAGAAGAUCGAGGCUGUGCUUGCGCGGACAAAGCGGGCGUCGGGAGUUGAUAUUGCGCUGUUGUGGCAGUACAUGCCGUUUCUCACGACGCGGCCAGACGCGCUGGCGAAGAUCUGGCGCGGGAUCAACUGGCAGGAUGCAGAGUUUGUGGGGCGGGCGUACGGGUAUCUCGGACAGUGGUCGCCGAUCGGGUGGCUGGCAGCGCUUGAGCUUCUGGGCACGGAGUUUGUGGACGCGAGAAUCCGGGCGUUUGCAGUGGACAAUAUCCGCGGGCUCGGCGACCACUUGCUGCAGCGGCUUGUCCUUCCGCUGGUGUACGCGGUGCUGAACGAGGAGCGCGACGGGUCUGCGCUUGCGGGCUUUCUAGUUACGCGCGCGCGGGCGUCGCAGCGGCUGACGAUGGCGCUAUUCUGGGCGCUGCGUGCCGAGGCGCAGGCGUGCCCGUGGGUCGGCGAGCGGGCGCGGGUGCUGACCGAGGCGCUGCUGCGCGUCAAGGGCGGAUCCAAGGGCACGCUAGUGUCUGCGCUCUCUGCGCAGGUCGGGUUCCUGCAGCGGCUGCAGGUUGCGGCGGACGCGCUGCUCUCCGGCAGCGCCAAGGAUGCUGGCGACAUUGCGCCGCUCCUCCGCAGCCGCGGCGUCUCACACCCGCUCCAUCCACGGUGGGUUAUGGGCAAGGUACUUGCGGACGAGUGCUCUGUGAUGCGUGUGGAGGCCGGAACCGGGCGGGUGACGCUCAAGGUGGCGUAUUCGAACCACGACACGGCGGGCGAGCCGUUUUACUUUCUGUUCAAGACAGGAUGCGAUCUGCGUCCGGAGCAGGGUGUGCUGACGGUGCUCACGAUGAUCGACCGGGUAUGGCUGCAGGCCGGGCUUGAUCUCAAGCUCGACCCUUACACCACGCUGGCGACCGGGGCGCAAGCCGGGCUGGUGGAGCUGCGAACCAAGGGCGAGGUGGCCGGGCUUGGCGACAUUGCGGACGAGACCAAGGCGGGCAAGGCUGAGGCGCUGGCCAAGUGGCUCGCGCGGCGAUCGGGGACAGAGGAGGCGUUUGCCUCGUCGGCGGCGGCGUACCUGGUGGCAUGCCACGUGCUCGAGCUUGCAGGCGAGGUUAUGGUGGAGGGCGAGACCGGCGAGAUGUUCCUGAUCUCGCUCGAGCCGGGCUCGGUCCGGGGCUGCGCGCAGGUGAUUGCCCAUGUUGUGAGCAUGAUCCGGUCCGAAGCCGCGUGGGAGGGCUGCAUCACCGCCGCACUCGACGGAGUUGAGGUCCUCCGCCGUGAGCGCGGCCUCGAGGUGGUCACCUUGGGUCUGUUUGACACCCUUGGUCUCCGCUGCCGCAUGCCAAUCGUCCUCGGCGCGUCUGCCACCGUAGUCCGGGCUCGGCUCGAGGCCCGGCUCCGUGCCGUCCGCGAUCAGGUGAUCCAUGGCCAGUAGCGAUGAGUAGCGACAACACAAUACAAGCAGAG